UGGUACCGUCUACGUGAGGUAUUACGGUAGACGGGCCAUACAAAGAAGUGGUCUGGUGGUUGACGCUCGGUCUGACUCACGGUGGAACCUCAGUCUGACUAACAAACCUGAGGCUUGAGGGAACCGGUGAUUUCUUUCCGUAUCGAUGUGUAGUUCGCGGUAGAUAUGACGGAAAUGUUUUCGACUAUGUUCGGGCAAAAUGAAGCUCAGGGACCGCCUGGAUCCUCUUUGGGUUUCGGACCGGGGAAACCUCCACCGCCUCUGCCGCAAAAUCAAGUCUCCAUGUCGGGGCAGAUGCCAACACAGCUCGGGGAUGAGGGGCCUGCUCUGCGGAAGCCCGGAGCCAUGAAUGAACCUUUCUACUUACUGCGGGAACUACCAGUGGGGAACGAGUUAACGGGGAACACCAACCUCAUCACGCACUACAACCUGGAGCACGCGUACAACAAAUUCUGCGGGAAGAAGGUGAAGGAGAAGCUGAGCAACUUUCUACCAGAGUUACCAGGUAUGAUCGAUUGUCCGGGCACUCAAGAUGGCAGCUCGUUGCGCUCUCUGAUUGAUAAGCCUCCAGUGUGUGGGAACUCCUUCAGCCCACUGACCGGCGCUCUACUCACAGGCUUCAGGCUACAUACAGGACCGCUUCCAGAACAGUACAGACUGAUGCACAUACAGCCUCCAAAGAAGAAGAGCAAACAUAAACACAAGCAUCAUCGACCACAGGACCCACUACCACAAGAAACUCCAUCAGACUCCGAUCCCAAGAAGAAGAAGAAGAAGCGAGAUGACGAUCCCGACCGCAAGAAAAAGAAGAAAGACAAGAAGAAGAAGAAGAACCGCCACAGUCCUGACCACCCCGGCCUCGCUGGAUCACAACCCAACAGCAACAGCCUCAGAUAGACAGCAGCCCACUGUGUGCAUGCCUGUGUUUGAAUGUGUGUGUGACUGAACAUUUUGUAUGAGGGCGUGUGUUUUACAGAUUAAUUGUAUUAUUGAGUUAACGAGAGGAGGGGAUGAAUUAAAGAAUGCGAGUGGUUGUAUGAUGAAUGUGAGAGUGAAAGGAGCUGCGACACAGUGGAUGUGAUGGGAGGAAGACAAGUUACAGAACAGUGUAAAAAGGCUGCUUGGAUUCAUGGAAGAGUGAGCGGGCGCUGUAUGUAUGUCGCUAUUUUGAUUUUGUUGUGAUAUCUUUUGAACGUAAUGCCAAAAUCAAAUAAACUUUGGUGUCUCCUUUUAA
Molecule: messenger RNA, 1234 nt
Organism: Paralichthys olivaceus (Japanese flounder)
Lineage: Eukaryota; Metazoa; Chordata; Actinopteri; Pleuronectiformes; Paralichthyidae
Gene: med19a
Product: mediator complex subunit 19a
Biological process (GO): positive regulation of transcription by RNA polymerase II
Cellular component (GO): mediator complex
Molecular function (GO): transcription coregulator activity; transcription factor binding
Source: RefSeq, a predicted model, not a curated record